CUCUUGAAGCAAACUUUUGACAUGAAAGUUGAACUCUAUUUUGUGAAUGACACAUUUACAGAUUUUUAAUGUUGUCCAGCCAGCAUUAAAGGAGUCAGUCAGGAGAAGCUGGUGGUAUUUACUUAAACCUAGAGCCUGUUUUUAUUCCUGUGUCUGUGUCUGUGUUGCCGUGUGGUAGGUUCUGAGGAACAAGUCACACCACUGCUCCUUCUCUACUUAUCUGAUUAUUUUUGUUCAAAGUGUUUAUGUUCACUUUGUCUCUCCUAAUGCAUUUCUGACUUCAUAGAUGUAGAUUAAAAUGCACACUAGUACUAAAUAUGUGCGCACGAGGCGCCUUGCAAGCAUCUCAGCAGUCACACUCAACACGCCCUCCAGACAUACACACACACACACACACACACACACACGUACGCACCCGCACACACACCCGUCUGGAUACGAAGUGAAGACAUGCCACCUGUUAGUGUGUUUUGUCUGUGUAAAGAAGUUUGCUGUCUGCUCACUAUAGUUCCAAUGAUUAUCCACUGUGAGCCCUGACCCUGUGAACACUGAGAGCUGGGAAAAGAUGUCGCUCCCGCAGUUCGUGAUGGUGAACUUUCAGUACGAAUACACAGCACGCGACGGCAGGCAUGUGUCCAUCAAGCCCAACGAACGCUAUGUACUGGUGGCCAAGACCAAUGACCACUGGUGGCAUGUACGCAAAGACGAGGCAACCAAACCUUUCUUUAUCCCAGCCCAAUAUGUCACAGUAUUGUCCUCUGAAAAUGAGACUAUUCAACCUUCAAAUAAGCAGGAUGUGCAGGAUACUCCAAUGCCAUAUUCUGACACAGUGCCCCCUGUGUCUUUGGAGGUGACCAUUAAAGACCAAAAAUUCAUCAAGACAGCUAAUGAAAAGCAUGAACACAGGAUCUCCAAGGUUGUCAUUCCAAGUGAUCAGUACAAAAACAAAUCCUCAGAGAAUGUGCCAUAUGAGGCUAAAGCUGAGCCAGGGCUUGAUCCUUACAACUUGUACAAGGACGCAAACCAGUUGGAUAUUAGCCAAUUUGGUUUAACAAAUUAUUUUUCUCUGGUUAAAGGGGAAAGUGCAUAUGCUGUCUCCCAACCACAUAUCCCUACUACUAACUCGCAAAGAACAUUAACAGUGCCCAGUGAGAUUCAAUCAAAUGAAAAUCCUCAUAAUGACCUCAACGAUGAUAUUCGAAUGCUCAUACGGGCUGGCUGGGACCCAAAAAUAUGGGACCUCAAGGAAGACCGUAUAUGUGAGUCUGUAGAUUCAGUAAAGGAUUCAGUGGUUCAGGACACUAAAGACAAUGAGAGAAAUGUGGAGGUAGAAGUGGCACUGGUCUCUCCAGUUUCUCCUUCAUCUACAUCUCCUUCAUUUUCUCUACAGCAGAGUCCUGGUUCUCCCACUGACAUGUCAUGUGCAUUCACUGAGAAGGUUGAGGAUGACGACCUGUCAGCAGUGUAUGUAAACCUGCCCAGGGCACGUCAGAGCAUCAGCAGCUUGCCCUCUGCCUCUACUUGGGGCAUUUCAGAUCCUCCUGAACUCCAUGACACUCUGCUUCUAGGCUCCAAGGGAUGGGAGAUCCACACUGACGAGGAGAGUGGAAGAGAGUACUACUAUCACCCCAGUACAGGGCGUAGCACCUGGGAUUACCCGCUUAGCUCCUCAAUGGAGUCUGAGCUGGGGGCUAAGGAGCUUCCUGUCUCCCCCACUCCAUCCCUGUCUCCAGCCUGUUCACCCACAGAUGGAGCAAGAUGGACCUCAGACUGGGAGAGGGUGCUGGAUGAGAAGAGUGGCAGACACUACUUUUUUAACCCCAUCUCUGGACAGAGUUCCUGGGACCCACCGGAUGACCUGCUGACGCCUCCUCUGUUAGGCAACAGUCAACAAGAAGGGGUGCCGCCUCCCCUACCUGAGGAGGACUACCCUGAAGAUAUUCCAGCAACUCUGGGGCAGGAGGAUGCUUUGUCCUUUGCCGGUUCUUCAGAAUACUCAUUGGCCCAUGUGAGAAAAGUGGUCAUUCCCAGAGCGUGUCUAAACCGCAAUGCUCCUGCAGGCUGGACGCUGAACAUUGACCCUGAUGGAGUCUGGGUCUUCACCAACGACCAUACACAGGAGCAGUGGAUCAAGUCACUGGAUGAUCGGGGACAGACAUACUAUUACCUGAAAGAUGGUUCCAAGUCUGAGUGGAACUUACCUGACCUUUCUGCAGGUUUGAGACAGUGCCAAUUGGGAAAUGGUGGGACAGUGGAUCAGGGUGGACUUGGAAUGAUGAGAACCUGGAGGAAUAGCACAGGAUCUCAAGAUGAGAAACUUCCCUUAAGUCAUCGGAGAAAUGCUUCAGACAGCGAUAUGUCUGCCUCUCCAGAAAUGCUGCAUAAUGUGUCAAAUUUGGAGAAAGCUGGAAUCCUCAACAAGACCAAAAUAUCUGAGAAUGGGAAAAAAGUACGAAAGAACUGGGGUCAGUCAUGGACUGUUCUUCAUGGAGGGGUUCUGACAUUCCACAAGGACCCAAAGUCCACCCCAGGAGGAACAUCAAGCAAGACCAAUCAGAUUGUUCCAGAAUUCACUGUGGAUUUGAAAGGAGCAACAAUUGGAUGGGCUGCAAAGGAGAAGUCCAGCAAAAAAAAUGUGCUGGAGCUAAAAAGUCGGGCUGGAACAGAAUUCCUGAUUCAGUAUGACACUGACAGCAUCAUCACCGACUGGCAUAAAGUAAUAACAGACACCAUACGGCAACUUGACAUGGACCAGCACCACUCAGAUGAUGACGAGGAAGCCAGUGAAAAGUCCUCUAGCACAGAAAAGGAAGACAAAUCAAGUGUAGACAAACGAAGGAUGAGCAAUGGUAGGCAGCCUUCCUCUAGUUCAACGUCUGAGGCAGACCCGAAGAAGGUCCGCAACAAGCUCCGCAAGUUUCUCCUCAAAAGGCCUACUUUGCAGUCAGUCAAGGAAAAAGGCUAUAUUAGAGAAAACGUGUUUGGCUGUCAUCUGCAAAAUCUCUGUGCCCAGGAGAAGACUACAGUGCCUAGCUUUGUGAUGAAGUGCAUCAGGACAGUAGAGAAAAGAGGUUUGGGAGUUGACGGAAUCUACAGAGUUAGUGGGAACUUAGCUGUUAUUCAGAAACUACGUUUCAAGGCUGAUCAUGAGGAUCUAGAUCUGGAGGAGGGCCACUGGGACAUCCAUGUCAUUACAGGAGCCUUGAAGCUCUUUUUCAGGGAACUGCAAGAGCCACUGUUCCCUUACAGUCACUUCAACAGCUUUGUCCAGGGCAUCAAAAUUCCAGACUACAACAGCAGAGUGUCUUAUAUACGUGAUCUGGUGAAAUCUUUACCACCACACAAUCGUGACACAAUGGAGGCACUCUUUAGCCAUUUAAGGAAAGUUAUUGAGCAUGGAGAUGAGAACAGGAUGACUUUGCAGAAUGUGGCCAUUGUCUUCGGCCCAACAUUGCUCAAGCCUGAAAUGGAGUCAGCAAACAUAACUGCAUACAUGGUCUUCCAGAACCAGAUCAUCGAGUUCAUCCUCAGUGAAUUUGAAGCAAUCUUUCAUAUGUGAACAUCUAAAAAAAGGCCACACCAGUUCAAAGAAUCAAAGAUCAUGUCAAAUUAUUUGAGAGAAUAAGAAAUAUCUGAACAAACAAAAAAGUAAAGGGUCAGCUGUCAUUAUAAAAUUUCUUGCUGUGAGCCAUGUUAGUAUUUUGGGCAUAGUAUUUCUUUAAUUUUGUACUCUUGAUCAUAUUAGCCGGAAAUGCCCACAUAUUCAAAAUGACUUGAAUGAUAUACUGUACAUUGGCCCUGAGAUGUUGGUGGAAAAAAAGUUUUAUUUGGUUUACGUAAAUAUAGGUCUCACAACAUGAUGUGAAUUAAUAGAAAAUAUGCAAACCAUAAAAGGGUAAUAGAAAAUUAAUUUUAACAUGCAAUUAGAAUUAUUUAUUACUGAUAUUCAGGCAGCUGUUCUCAGACAUAAUCAAUCUUGUUAGUACCGCAUAGGCAUAGUUAAAUGUAACUCUGGUAAUGACCACUUACCUCAGCACAUGGAAAUAUUUUCCUCAUAAGUAAAUUGUGUUGUGAAUAUAACACUGCUUGAGUGUUAUAUUUAGCCUUAAUGUGGAAAACUACAUUUUCCUGAGCUGGAUGUUUCAAACUGGUUAAUUACCAACUGUAAUCCUACAAGUGGUUUAAGAUAUUAUAUUACAAUUAAUAGCAGUCUUUAGAGACUUGAGUCAUUGUUAGCAUUUUAGCUGAGGAUCGUUUCUGUUAUUUAUGUUGUCUUUUGUCCUUUAAUACUCCCAUCUAUACUCAUCUAAGAUAUGUUACCAUAAAUGGGGACAGUAGAUUACUUGUACAGUCGUUAGAGUUAUGAAUUCUAUAUUUAUUAGUACAAAAGUUAAACUUCACUCUGUAAAAUGUAUUUGCACAUAGACAAAGAUUAAUCUGGAAUGAACUAAAGAACAUAGUUGUAAAGAUUUGUAAAGCAUUAAUAUUUGGUAGAAAUAAGGCAUACAUUUAUGUGUUUUGAUGGUGUACAUAGAAAAGGCAUAUUUAUGCUACACAUUGCUUAUAAAGAAUUUUUAAUAAAGUAACUGUUUUACAUUCA
This is a messenger RNA of Pangasianodon hypophthalmus (striped catfish), 4600 nucleotides long. It is a transcript of the gene arhgap27, whose product is annotated as Rho GTPase activating protein 27. Gene Ontology annotation, cellular component: cytoplasm. The record is from RefSeq and is a predicted model, not a curated record. The coding region runs from base 566 to 3559 and encodes 997 amino acids. Gene Ontology annotation, biological process: regulation of GTPase activity; signal transduction. Gene Ontology annotation, molecular function: protein binding. NCBI's taxonomy places the organism in Eukaryota, Metazoa, Chordata, Actinopteri, Siluriformes, Pangasiidae. The transcript has 18 exons.